AUGUAUAUGCCUGCUGAUCACCGUGCUCAACGUGCUGCCGAUGGCUCGAUCACCCUAAUUGUUGGCAAGACUCAUGAAAUGCCUCCGCUGCCGUAUGAACUGUCGGGACUGGUUGCACACGACGUCUGGGACCACCGCACACAAACGAUCAAGAUGAUAUGCGCCCGCUUCUCCAGGCCGCUGUUUGAGCGAAUCUGGUUCAUUACCGCAAUGAUCGCCACCCUUGCCUUGCCCCUUCCGCUUUACCGGCUCGUCUUUGACGCAACCUUUGAUCAAAAUCGUGCCAAUCAAACGUUUUACGCUGCGCGUGCUGCUGGGUUCGGAGUAUUUAUGGGAGUGAUCAUCUUCUUUUGGGCUCCUUUAGCCUUUUGGAAGUGGCUUGGGGUUGCUCGUAUGCGUGCGCAACUUCGUCAAUGGGACGCACAAGACCGGUCCAACGCCAACGGAAGGUUUGUGCCAGAAUGGAAGGUCGAGAUGCCAGGAAUCUUCUCUAUCAAUGGGCGAGUCACCAUCAGCACCCCGCCGAACGUUGCACCAUCGAGUUUCCAUUCUGGAGCCUAUCUCCCCCCGUACAUCAAUGCACCCGCGUAUGGGCCUCCUUACCCUAACCAGGGACCGAUGCCUGGAACAGUGGCAUACAAUGGCGGGGCACCUGUCUAUGGGUAUUCUGGACCUGAUCGUGACGAAAAGUCCGGGUUUCAGGACGUGAAUUUGAAAGCUUGA
Messenger RNA from Rhizoctonia solani, 723 nucleotides. RefSeq lists its product as uncharacterized. The coding region runs from base 1 to 723 and encodes 240 amino acids. The record is from RefSeq and is a predicted model, not a curated record. NCBI's taxonomy places the organism in Eukaryota, Fungi, Basidiomycota, Agaricomycetes, Cantharellales, Ceratobasidiaceae. The transcript is spliced from 6 exons.